UCGUGUAGUUUGAUAAUAAGAGCUAAAAAAAAGAGACCAAACAGGAGCCUGUUGCCGUCCAGGCGAAGGAUAACCGGAAGUUUAAUAGUGUAUUUCCGUUAGCUUCACAGUGGUCCCCUCUCCCGUCGUGUCAGCCAGGCUAACCCAGCAUCACCGCCUUCUUCUUUCUAUCCUUCUGUAUCUUCUGUCCCUCUCUUAUUUUUCCCCUCGUUCCUGACAAUUCCACGGACUCCUCCGACGCAGGCUCCUUCGGUGAUGCUCAUUUCCCCGUCGACCAGAUGGUUAUUCGGUAGCAGCGCCAGCUGUCGUGUCGCAUCAAUCGGAGGAAAAAAAACAUCCAUCCACGACGACGUGGAGGCUGGAUGCGAAUUCAGCAACGCCCGCUUCGACACGCGCGGUCCUCACCAGAUAGUUGUAUGUUUUCCAUGUCUGCCUGUUUGCAUGUGAAAGGGCUCGAAGGCUGCAGCCUUUCCCCACCGCUUCUUUAGCGCCGCCAGGUAGCGGCGAACACGAGCUGGGCUGCCGGAGAGCUCCAUGCUCCUCCAUUCAGCGCGUUCACGUCACAUUUCUGCAGACUGCAUCCGUGGCCUUAACCAUCCUCAGUGCUCCUCCUCUCCCUCUGAAGCCUCCUCAUUCUCCUCGCCGCCUCCCACCAUCGCGUCCAGCUGUGGCCCUCACAGGGCGCGCUCGCUGGCUCUCACCUGAUUGGUCCCUGGCCUCAGGACGACAGCCAGCAACAACACCUUCCCUACAUGAGGGACAAAGCCACUCAGACCCCCCGGGCCUGGGCAGAUGAGAGGAGGAGGGGCUCUCACAAACGCUCGGCCUCCUGUGGGAGCACCGACCAGCUCAAGGAGAUCGCCAAGCUGCGCCAGCAGCUGCAGCGCAGCAAACGCAGCAGUCGCCAUCGCAGGGACAAAGAGCGCAAGUCGCCUUUCAAUGGCAGCCACGCCAUCAUCCAGUCGCAGAUGCCCAAAACCAUCCUGAUUCCCAUUCCAAUAUCCAAGUCAUCGGCUCCUCGUUUCCGGAACAGCGUGGAGGGUCUGAACCAGGAGAUCGAACGCAUCAUCAUCAGAGACACCCCCGAGAAGGACGAGACCAUCGUUCCUCAGGAUGUCCCGGAUGGGCACCGUGCACCCCCACCCGUCCCUCCCCAGCGCAGCAGCAGCACCCGCAGCAUCGACACGCAGACUCCAUCUGGAGGCGGCCUGAGUGGUAACCAUAGCAACUGCAGCAGCCGACCCGACUCCAUCUCUCCCUCCUACCUCACUGUCCUCAACGACGCAGCCGGAGGCAGCCCCUACGAGGAGAAAGAGAUCAGCCCGUGCUCCCCACUGCCUAAAUACGCCGCCUCCCCCAGACCCAACAACAGCUACAUGUUCAAGAGGGAGCCUCCAGAGGGCUGCGAGAAGGUGAAGGUGUUCGAGGAGUCCAUGCCCAAAGCUCUGCAGGAGAUCCCGCCCUUUUUGUGUCCCGACCGCAACAAGGUCAACUUCAUCCCCAACAGCGGCUCUGCCUUCUGCCUCGUCAGCAUCCUGAAGCCCUUACUUCCUGCCCCGGACCUCAGCUUUCGCCCCGGGGUGGGCCUCCGCAGCCUGUCUCCGUCCCUCGUGCCUCUGUCCACCCAGCCCUGCCUCCUGGAGGAGCCCGAGAGCUUCUGACUGCCCCCCCACC
Melanotaenia boesemani (Boeseman's rainbowfish) is the source of this 1674-nucleotide messenger RNA. RefSeq names its product family with sequence similarity 117 member Ba (gene fam117ba). The transcript is spliced from 8 exons. Lineage: Eukaryota; Metazoa; Chordata; Actinopteri; Atheriniformes; Melanotaeniidae. The record is from RefSeq and is a predicted model, not a curated record. Bases 753 to 1661 code for a protein of 302 amino acids.